AUGUCUGUAGCUCCAGUAUAUACUUCGUCCUCGAAGGACUUUCGUUCCGAUACUUUUACCAUUCCUACACCUGAAAUUUGGAAAACGGUGGCAGCGGCAUCUGUAGGCGACACCAUCUACGAAGAAGACAGGGAUACCUAUUUGCUCGAAGCGAGGGUGGCAACUGAGCUACUGGGUGGCCGUGUGUUUGGUAAUGAAGAGUCCAGAGGAUUAUUUUGUAUGUCAACGACAAUGUCCAAUCAGCUCGCCAUUCGAGCUCAUCUCAAUUUCGCUCCCCCAUACAGCGUCCUGUGCGAUGAUAGAGCACAUGUGUACGUUGACGAAUGUGCUGGCAUAGCAGUUCUUUCUCAAGCUCUGGUUGUGCCCGUUAAAGCCUCCAACGACCGUUUUUUAACACUGGAAGAUAUUCAGCAAAAAUACGUUCCUGACAUCGACGACAUUCAUUUAGCUCCCACCAGACUGAUUUGUUUGGAGAAUACGUUGCAUGGCAUGAGUUUCCCAUAUGAUGAGCUCAAACGCAUCAGUGAGUGGUGUCAUGCAGAAGGAAUCAAGUUGCAUCUGGACGGAGCACGAAUUUGGAAUGCUGCUUGUGCAUCCAGCGACACUGAACCGGAAACUUACCUUAAAGAUAUCUCAAAAUUGGUGGAUUCUGUGUCUCUUUGCUUUUCUAAAUCUAUUGGGGCACCUAUAGGCUCGAUGCUUGUUGGUGGCAUUGCGUUCAGAAAAAGAGCACGUCAUUUACAAAAACAGCAGGGUGGUGGGAUAAGACAAGCAGGGUUCAUAUCUCGCAUAGCCAACCAUUGCCUGGAUACCAACUUCCCGGAAACCAUAAAGACUGUCUCUAAAACAACUAAAGAGUUUUGGAACGACUUGCACAGCUCGAUAAAGACAAACUAUGGCAUAGAGCUUCAUCUAGCCCAUCCUGUUGAAACCAACUUCAUAUUCCUUGACUUGGUCAAGUCCGGCAUCAAUCUCGAAAAGCUUUUGGAAGUUGGAGAGGCAAAUGACGUAAAACUGUUUGAUGGCAGGCUUGCAUUUCAUUAUCAAAACAUUAGCCCGGAAUGCUUGAAUGCGUUGAAGAAAACCUUUAUUGACAUCGCAAUCUACUACCAAAAACACGAAUAUAAACCAGAGGAGAGAUCUGCAAGAAUAUAUUAG
Messenger RNA from Lachancea lanzarotensis, 1158 nucleotides. Its product is annotated as LALA0S04e02982g1_1. Gene Ontology annotation, biological process: glycine biosynthetic process; L-threonine catabolic process. The coding region runs from base 1 to 1158 and encodes 385 amino acids. Gene Ontology annotation, molecular function: L-allo-threonine aldolase activity. The record is from RefSeq and is a predicted model, not a curated record. The transcript has a single exon. Gene Ontology annotation, cellular component: cytosol. Lineage: Eukaryota; Fungi; Ascomycota; Saccharomycetes; Saccharomycetales; Saccharomycetaceae.